Molecule: messenger RNA, 595 nt
Organism: Racocetra fulgida
Lineage: Eukaryota; Fungi; Glomeromycota; Glomeromycetes; Diversisporales; Gigasporaceae
Source: the annotation of a GenBank genome assembly
AUGAAUCUUUCACAGAAACUCAAAACUUUAGCACUUAUAACCAAAGAUGAAAAGUUUUAUGAAUCUCUCGACAAGCUUGAGACCUUACCACGUGUCGAAAAAGAAAAAAAAUUUAGAGAACUUUUAAAGAAAAUAGAUAUUUCCGAGUUCGGUUUAAAUCGUGUAUGCCUUACUUCCAAUAGCGAAGAUUUAAUGGAAUACCAGAUGUAUGAGAAUCGCAGAAUGGCAAUAAUGAAACGAAUCUUUUCAUUCGCAAAACAGCAUGAACUUGAGCAUGUUCCCUUUGAGUUAAUGAGUAUUCCCAACAAUAAUAUUAUUGGGUCUGGCUUAGAUGGUAAACAACUCGAACAAGUUCAUAAACAUAUUUGUAAAGCUGAUAUCGCAUCAAAAGAUUGGCAGCCUGAUUAUGUCAAGGAAAAAAGAAUACCAUCAUUUCUUUUAGAAAGUCCUUCUACACCUUCGGUUAACCCUUCGAAAAAAGUCAAAUCUUUAUGGGGAAACAUGCCCGCAAUUGAUAUUGUUAAAAUAGCUUUUAAUGAACUUGCAAACGGAAAAUCAAGCUUUAAUAAGCCCAUUAAUCUUCUCUUUGCUGCAA